Molecule: messenger RNA, 2317 nt
Organism: Gymnogyps californianus (California condor)
Lineage: Eukaryota; Metazoa; Chordata; Aves; Accipitriformes; Cathartidae
Gene: FOXJ1
Product: forkhead box J1
Exons: 4
Coding region: 283-1614 (443 amino acids)
Biological process (GO): regulation of DNA-templated transcription
Molecular function (GO): DNA-binding transcription factor activity; sequence-specific DNA binding
Source: RefSeq, a predicted model, not a curated record
GGGUGCAGGUGGUGGGGGAGAUGGCACAGGCUCUGUGGCCCCCGGCACUGCUGGGAUGGAUGAGGACACCCAGAGGGGACUUUUCCUGGAGGAGAAGAGGAGCACUAAGGAGCUGAGUGCUUGUGCAGGAGAAAUCCCUCCAGUGCUGCGGAAGAAAACUCGUGCAGGGAGCUGAUGCCUUGAAGAAGCUUCUUGCUCUCUCGUGAACUUUGGAAGUUGGGGGACGUCGCCGGGACGGGGAUCUGCCCCGUCCCCUCCUUCCCCUUCACGUGCGCCCCGUGAAUGCAAGAGCUGCCGAUGCAACAAGGCAUGGCUGAGGGGUGGCUGAGCCGCCUGCAGCCAGGAAAGGACAGAGGGCAGGAAGGCGGCAUGGGGGACUCGGAUGACCUGGAUGACAGCCUGACCAGCCUCAUGUGGCUGCAGGACUUCUCAAUCAUCAAUGCCAGCAUGGGCAAGUCCUCCUGUUGCCCCAGCGGCCCAGACCCCCACGACUGUCACAGGAUCCCCAGCUUUGCCGCCCCGUGCUCGCCCCUGGCUGCCGACCCGGCGUGCAUGGGCAUGCCCCACACUCCCUGCAAGCCCAUCUCCUCCUCCACCUCAAGGACGGCGCACCACGCCGUGGCCAUGCACCCUCAGCUCGCAGAGGACAUCGACUACAAGAUCAACCCACACGUCAAGCCGCCCUACUCGUAUGCCACCCUCAUCUGCAUGGCGAUGGAAGCCAGCAAGAAGCCCAAAAUCACCCUCUCCGCCAUCUACAAGUGGAUUACCGACAACUUCUGCUACUUCCGACAUGCGGAUCCCACCUGGCAGAACUCCAUCCGGCACAACCUCUCCUUGAACAAGUGCUUCAUCAAGGUGCCCCGGGAGAAGGGUGAGCCAGGCAAAGGUGGAUUUUGGAAGCUUGACCCCCAAUACGCUGACCGGCUCAAGAACGGUGCCUUCAAAAAGCGGAGGAUGCCCCCAGUGCAGAUCCACCCGGCCUUCACCAAAAGAGCCCAGCAAGAAGCACAGUGCGUCGCCAGCCCGGCCGCUUUGGCUUGCACCUCCAAUAAUGUCCUCAAUGUCAACGUGGAGUCGCAGCAGCUGCUGAAAGAGUUUGAAGAAGUCACCGGCGACCAGAACUGGAAUCCAGCAGAUGGCAAAGCAGGGCACAAGCGCAAGCAGAACCCGCCCAAGCGAACGGCCAAGGCGUCUCGGCUUUCCAACUCUCCCUUGCUGACCCAGGAAGAGCAGACCGAGCUGGGAUCGCUGAAAGGUGACUUUGACUGGGAAGCCAUCUUCGACACCAACCUGAACGGAGACUUCUCUACUUUUGGGGAUCUGGAGCUCACGCCUCCAAUCAGCCCCAUAACACGCGACCUGGACUUGACGGUACAUGGGCACCACAUUGACUGUCCCCCAGGGCAGGAGCAGGUCCUCACUGAAUCUAACCAGAACAACCUGGACUUUGACGAAACCUUCAUGGCCACUUCUUUCCUGCAGCAUCCCUGGGACGAAGGGACAAACGAUUACCUCUCCAACUCCGUCAACAUGGAGCAGUUGUUUGAACUCAACGACACCUCUUUGCCAGCAGAUGUGAGCGACUGGAGCAGUCUGGCGUCCCUCUUAUAAAAGGCCAGUCACCAUUCAAAGCCCACACAGACUUUAGUAGGAUGCUCCCCCCAUGCUGCUGGGACUUACAAGGGACAAGAUUUUCUAGAGACAGACAGACAUCCACAAUGAUUUUUACCAGCUUCAUUGUAAGAUUAUUCACAGAAACACCGGGGGGAGAAAAAAACACCACCACAGGAACUGCUUGAUAUAUCUUUAAAGGACACAUCAGAAGUCUCUAGUCCAUGAGUCUCCUCAAGAGAAGAAAUAUAACACUACUUAUUUUUUUACUUUUAAAGGAAGAAAUGUGAAUUAUCAUAUUUUUUUUUUCCGUGGAAAUGGACACGGCAUAUGUUCCUUCAGGGCUAAAGGAGAGCACCUGCUAAAUCCCAUCCAAGACAUGAGAUUCCUGGUGGCUUAGGACUCGAUAGACUAAGUGCAAUUUCCUCACCCCUUCAUCUCUCCAUUUCUCUCUCUCUUUCCUUUUUCUGUCUAGGGUAGUUGGUAGAUAUAGUGUGAUAAUUAGCUAGCAAGCAAAUAGAGGUCCCUUCUGGAUUCUCUGAGUUCAACCUCCCUCCUGACUUGUGCCUAGGGAAGAAGAAAAGGUUUAUAAAUUCAGCAAGUCUGCCUCUUUAGAUGUUUUUAUAUAAUCUAUUAUAUAUUAUAUAUUCAAAGAAACCUAUAUUUUUAGCACUAGAAUUUCUUAAUAGUGGGGGGAUAGGGG